Molecule: messenger RNA, 492 nt
Organism: Sugiyamaella lignohabitans
Lineage: Eukaryota; Fungi; Ascomycota; Dipodascomycetes; Dipodascales; Trichomonascaceae
Exons: 1
Coding region: 1-492 (163 amino acids)
Molecular function (GO): protein binding
Source: RefSeq, a predicted model, not a curated record
AUGACAGUAAUCGAGCCAUUUUGGAAGCAGCCUUCCCACCCUGGUAUAUUGGCUGUGGAAGUAAACCCCGGUUCAUUUACCUCAAGGGCUAUAAGCUCACGGGCUUUUGCUCCCAACGAAGUGGUAACGAAGAUUACCGGCUACACUAAAGCCCAAAAUGUUGCUUAUUCAACAGUACAGGUUUCUGCUACUGAGCACAUUGAGUUAAACUCUGACUUGCUCUAUUGCAAUCAUUCGUGUGAUCCAAACGUCGUAUUUGACGUCUCUAAGUAUGAAGUGCGUGCAAUCAAGCACAUUGCGGUAGGAGAUGCAAUUACUUUCUUUUACCCUAGUAGUGAGUGGGAAAUGGCACAGUCAUUCAAUUGUACUUGUGGAAGUUCGAGUUGUUUAGGAUUGAUUUCUGGAGCCAAGGAUUUAGAUGCUAAGACAGUUCAAAAGUACUGGUUCAAUCAACAUAUUAGACAACUAUUAGCGCAAGUGCCUAAACCUUGA